This is a messenger RNA of Balaenoptera ricei (Rice's whale), 2005 nucleotides long. Its product is annotated as antizyme inhibitor 1-like. Gene Ontology annotation, molecular function: ornithine decarboxylase activity; ornithine decarboxylase activator activity. Bases 1 to 2004 code for a protein of 667 amino acids. The transcript is spliced from 4 exons. Gene Ontology annotation, biological process: positive regulation of polyamine transmembrane transport; negative regulation of protein catabolic process. Gene Ontology annotation, cellular component: cytoplasm. The record is from RefSeq and is a predicted model, not a curated record. Lineage: Eukaryota; Metazoa; Chordata; Mammalia; Artiodactyla; Balaenopteridae.
AUGAACUGCAAAGACAUCAUGGAUGUGAGGGAGAGAGCCCAGGAGAUGGCUGAGAGGGGACCCUUCCAGGAAGCGGGAGCAGAAAAGACCAAGACACUGAGGCAGAAGCAGGCUGGAGUGUUGGGGAACCGGCAAGAGGCCAGCGGGAUGGAGCUGCGGGAAGAGGGCCUGCAGGAGAAGAGGUCAGGGCAGAAGAGGCAGGAGGCUGCCCAGGGAGGCUCGGUGGACCAGGAGCCCUGGGAACCCCGAGCGGCGGGGCGGGGCGGGGCGGAGGAGCACAGGGGACGGGAGCAUGCGCAGAGGCGCGACCCGGAGGCGGUGGUCACAGGGAUUCACGGCUGCCUAAUGAACAGGUCGAGGAGACUGGACAGCCCGGCUUGGGCUGUGUCAAUGUUUCGUGUUUUCGCCUUCUCUGCCUUUUCUCAUCCUUUCUCGCUCUCUGCUCUGCGGUGUGACGAGGCUGAAUCCUCUCCGCACCCAGCCCUCGCCUUUCUUCUUCUGCCCGCGCUGUUGUUCUGUUUCUCUCCUUCGGCCGCUGCCACCACUGCUGCACAGCUGGUGUCGGUGCCGCGCUUUUCCCCCAACGUCAUCCCCGCAGCCUAUGGCCCAGGCCGCCUUGGGUAUUUCUGCUCAAGUUCGGCUUUGUGGAAUACGGCUGAGUUGAAAGGAUUUAUUGACGAUGCAAGCUACUCCGUUGGCCUGUUGGAUGAAGGAACAAACCUUGGAAAUGUUGUUGAUAACUAUGUUUAUGAACAUACCCUGACAGGGAAAAAUGCAUUUUUUGUGGGAGAUUUUGGAAAGAUUGUGAAGAAACACAGUCAGUGGCAGAACAUAGUGGCUCAGAUAAAGCCAUUCUACACGGUAAAGUGCAACUCCACUCCAGCUGUACUUGAGAUUUUGGCAGCUCUUGGAACUGGAUUUGCUUGUUCCAGUAAAACUGAAAUGGCUUUAGUGCAAGAAUUGGGUGUAUCUCCAGAAAACAUCAUUUACAUAAGUCCUUGCAAGCAAGUGUCUCAGAUAAAGUAUGCAGCAAAAGUUGGAGUGAAUAUCAUGACAUGUGACAAUGAAGUCGAAUUGAAGAAAAUUGCACGUAAUCAACCAAGUGCCAAGGUCUUACUACAUAUCACAACAGAAGAUAAUAUUGGAGGUGAAGAGGGUAACAUAAAGUUUGGCACUACCCUGAAGAACUGUAGGCAUCUUUUGGAAUGUGCUAAGGAACUUGAUGUCCAAAUUAUUGGGGUUAAAUUUCAUGUUUCAAGUGCUUGCAAAGAGUCUCAAGUAUAUGUACAUGCUCUAUCUGAUGCUCGAUGUGUAUUUGACAUGGCUGGAGAAUUUGGCUUCACAAUGAAUAUGUUAGACAUUGGUGGAGGCUUCACAGGAACCGAAUUUCGAUGGCAAGAGGUUAAUCAUGUUAUCAGCCCUUUGUUGGAUCUCUACUUUCCUGAAGGAUCUGACGUUAAGAUAAUUUCUGAACCCGGAAGCUACUAUGUGUCUUCUGCAUUUACACUUGCAGUUAAUAUCAUUGCAAAGAAAGUUGUUGAAAAUAAGUUUUCCUCUGGAGUAGGAAAAACUGGAAGUGAUGAACCAACCUUCAUGUAUUAUAUGAAUGAUGGUGUUUAUGGUUGUUUUGGAAGUAAACUGUCUGAGGACUUAAAUACCAUUCCAGAGGUUCACAAGAAAUACAAGGAAGAUGAGCCUCUGUUUACAAGCAGCCUUUGGGGUCCGUCCUGUGAUGAGCUUGAUCAAAUUGUGGAAAACUGUCUUCUUCCUGAGCUGAAUGUGGGAGAUUGGCUUAUCUUUGAUAACAUGGGAGCAGAUUCUUUCCACGAACCAUCUGCUUUUAAUGAUUUUCAGAGGCCAGCUAUUUAUUAUAUGAUGUCAUACGGUGAUUGGUAUGAGAUGCAAGAUUCUGGAAUUACUUCAGACACAAUGAUGAAGAACUUCUUCUUUGUGCCUUCUUGCAUUCAAUUGAGCCAAGAAGACAACUUUUUCACUGAAGCUUAAG